Messenger RNA from Kwoniella mangroviensis CBS 8507, 909 nucleotides. RefSeq lists its product as uncharacterized. Bases 1 to 909 code for a protein of 302 amino acids. Gene Ontology annotation, molecular function: RNA binding; sequence-specific DNA binding; RNA endonuclease activity. Gene Ontology annotation, cellular component: cytoplasm; nucleus. The record is from RefSeq and is a predicted model, not a curated record. The transcript is spliced from 7 exons. NCBI's taxonomy places the organism in Eukaryota, Fungi, Basidiomycota, Tremellomycetes, Tremellales, Cryptococcaceae.
AUGCCACCUCGUCCUCGCCCCGAAGUCCCUACUUCAUCACCGAAACACAAGGAUCCCGUCGUUCAACCGAAAAUGGCAGAUGUAGAUGUGAUGAUGCCAUCCCAAGGUGAAUCUUCCUCGGGAGGGAUAAGUAGGAAACACCAUUUGAUGAGUACGUUUGAAGCGUAUAGAUCAGAGCUAGAUACAGAUAACGAAAGAAGAGAACGUCUAAUCAUCUUAUCCCGAUCCAUCACCCAGCUAUCUAAGAAAUUGAUAUUCCACUUACAUCGAAAUGCGACUUCGCCAUCUCCACAGCAGAAAGAGAAGUGCCUGAGGGAAGGGAGGGCGAAGGAAAGGGAGAUAUGGAUCAAUUUCGGGAAGAUCAAAGAUGAGUUGAAGACUAUCGGAGAAGGAAGAGAGGAGGCAUUACAAGGGUACUGGAGGUGGAAUAGACAAGUCUCACCUGGCCUCGAAGAAUACAUAGAAGCUCUCUCGUUCUUAUAUUACCUCGAGAACAAAUCAUUAGUACCUCUCGAUGUAGUGCAGAAAACAUUAUCGAGUGAGAAUGGUGAACCUCUGGUCAUAGUUACGCCUGAAGAUUACAUAUUAGGAAUGUCAGACUUGACUGGUGAAUUGAUGAGAUAUGCUACUAACGCAUUAAGUACAGGAGAUCAUAAUACUCCUUUAGAAGUAUGCGAAUUCGUACGAACGGUGAAAGCGCACUUCGAUGGUAUACCUCCGCAUAUGUUAUAUAAACUAUCUAAGAAACAGGAAGAGACCACCCGAUCAUUGGAGAAGAUAGAGAAAGUCUGCUACGCGUUACGAUUGCGCUUGAUUGAGUUUGCUGAUAAGCCUGAAGUGCUGGCUAUGAUGGCUAAGAGGGCUUUGGAAGAUGCUGCUGAGAGGGAAGAGAAAGGUAGGGAGGAGUAA